Girardinichthys multiradiatus is the source of this 6692-nucleotide messenger RNA. RefSeq names its product collagen alpha-1(XXV) chain. The transcript has 38 exons. Bases 322 to 2337 code for a protein of 671 amino acids. The record is from RefSeq and is a predicted model, not a curated record. NCBI's taxonomy places the organism in Eukaryota, Metazoa, Chordata, Actinopteri, Cyprinodontiformes, Goodeidae.
CAGUUUGUGUCUCCUUCUACGUCGCCGUGCGUAAUAGUAGCUUCUUUUUGCAGCAGGCUACUGUGCAAAAGUUUGCAGGAGCUCCACUCAUCUAUCCACGGCUGUCACCAGAAAGUACGUGAACGCAUCGUUGCAGACUCCCUCUCUCACUUUCAGACGCACUAACACACUCGGGAGCAGCAGCAGCAGCAGCGUGCCAUCCCUUUCGUGACUCCGCACCAGAUGCGGUUUACUCCCGGCUGCGCGCAAUUGAUUGCGGGGGAUCGAGGAAGCAAUAGGAGCGUUUAGUGCGUGGACAUAAAUUUAAAGAGAGGAAAGAAAAUGGAGAAGGAAGUGAAGCGACACUAUCGCGCGGCAGCGCUGAACAUCAUCUCAUCUUUAUGUUCAGUGGCGUCCAUCGCUUUCUGCGUCCAUCUGAGCAUCAGCGCGGCGGACAUCAGGAGCCGAGUUGUGGGUUUGGAGAGCGGGACUGCGGAGCGCACCUUCAUCCAGGCCCGCGGAUACCCCAUGGAGGAUUUCAAUUCUCUGGUGCAGCAGAGAGUGGACGAGUUGCUCUCUCAGCGCUCUUAUGAGAAUUUCGCCAAGAUCAGGAAUGCAAGACAGGCCGCAGCUGACUGCAACUGCCCCCCAGGACCUCCUGGUAAGAGAGGAAGGAGAGGCCGUGAUGGAGAACCUGGACCUCCUGGUCCUCCAGGUCCACAGGGUGAGAAGGGAGAUCAAGGUGACCAGGGACCACGGAUGGUCUUCCCAAAGAUCAAUCAUGGCUUUCUUUCCGCUGACCAGCAGCUCAUAAAGCGUCGGCUCAUUAAGGGAGAUCAAGGCCAGGCAGGACCACCCGGGCCUCCGGGCCCCCCUGGCCCUCCUGGACCAAGGGGCCCUCCAGGGGACACUGGAAAGGAUGGACCCAGAGGUUUACCAGGUCUAGCUGGUGAUCCAGGCCACCCAGGAGAAAUUGGACUCAUGGGACUUGAGGGCCCUCAAGGGCCAAAGGGUUCACUCGGGCCUCCUGGUAUCCCUGGUAUUAAUGGACUGAAGGGAGAUGUUGGCAUCCCAGGACAGGACGGAAUCCCAGGCGCCAAGGGUGAAAAGGGAGAACAGGGUGAAAAGGGCGAUAUGGGUGAAGACGGACCGAAAGGUGACAUAGGCGAGAAGGGUGAUGCAGGCUCCUCUGCAGCAGGCAUCAAGGGUGAACCAGGAGAACCUGGAAGGAGUGGACUGAAGGGAGAGCCAGGACUUCCAGGGCUGCCUGGACUCCCAGGGAUAAAGGGUGAGCCAGGAUUUCUCGGUCCCCAGGGAGAACCAGGGCUUCCAGGACUCCCAGGAACUAAAGGCGAGAAAGGUGACCACGGACCAGCAGGAAAGGGAGAAAGAGGAGAAAUCGGACCUGCCGGGCAAAAGGGUUCGCAAGGAGAGUCUGGUAUGACUGGACCUAAAGGGUCAAAGGGGGAUGCCGGAGAUAAAGGAGAUUUGGGAUCUAUUGGCCCAAGGGGUCCACCAGGGCAGAAAGGAGACCGAGGAGCCACUGAAAUCAUCGACUACAACGGAAACAUUGAAGAGGCCCUGCAGAGGAUUACCACAAUUACAGUCACGGGUCCUCCUGGGCCGCCUGGACCAAUAGGACCCCCAGGCUUUAAGGGAGAUCGCGGUUUGCCCGGUCUUCCUGGACUCGAUGGAGAAAGAGGCUUUAAAGGUUCCAAAGGAGACAUGGGAAUGCCCGGGGCGUCAGGGGAGAAAGGAGGCAGUGGUUUACCUGGCUUACCUGGUGUUAAUGGAGCAAAAGGAGAUAAAGGAGAUCCAGGACUUCCAGGUCCACAGGGUCCAUCUAUAACUGGUCCUCCAGGGCCACCAGGACCCCACGGGCCCCCAGGACCUAUGGGACCCCAUGGCUUCCCUGGCCCUAAGGGAGAGCCUGGUUUACAUGGACUGAAGGGCAUGAGAGGGGAACCAGGACACAAAGGAGACCGUGGACCGCUGGGUCUCCCUGGAGCCUCCGGCUUGGACGGCAAGCCCGGAAUUAGGGGCACAGACGGACCUCCGGGUCCAGCGGGUCUGGCCGGGCCGAAGGGUGACAUUGGUGAGAAAGGUGCACCAGGUGAGCCAGGACCACGAGGACCGUAUGGACUACCAGGAGCAGCUGGAACACCAGGUUUAGAUGGGUUGCCUGGAUUAAAAGGAGAUAAAGGCGACGAUGGGGAGAGAGGAGAAAAGGGGGAGAAGGGAAAGAAGGGCAAAAAAGGGCCUAAGGGCGAGAAAGGAGAACAGGGUGCCCCAGGAUUAGAUGCACCCUGCCCAUUGGGUCCAGAUGGAUUACCAAUGCCUGGUUGCUGGCAGAAGUGAUCACUCUAACCUGAAACGCAUGGAGUUUGUAAAUAAUGCUUCUUAUAUGGUAUUUAUAGUUUUUUUAAUGGAAAAAGUCAAAAAGAAAAGAUGUCUAUGUGUGCAACAAUACAAAAAAAGAGAUAACCGUCUGUAAGCUGCUUCUACUCACAUCGCGGUGUGGAAACAAAAACACGCGUGUGUGUCCCGCUGUCUCACAUCUGCUUCGUAAUGGAGUUCAGAUCCUCGGCUGCCGACAGAACUUGUGUCUUUAGAUUUUUGCAUGGCUCGGACUGGUGCGUGGCAGUCCCGCCAGAUCCUAAUGGUUGGAACGAAUGAGAUGAGAAGAAGUGGAGUUGGGAAGUGGAGGAAAUGGGAUCUGGACUGGCUUCUUAACACAAUGCUAAAUGUCGUGUGCUGUUUUGUCUCCAUGAGCUCACCAACUAUUCAUGCGGCACCAUGCGCUCAAGGACUAAAAAACAUAUGAAAAGGGAAAAAGACUUCACUGAGCUGACUGAACAUUGCUUCCUCCCCAUCCCUUGAAAAAGCAUGAGUAGUGUACUAUAUUUAAAUGUAAUGUACAUACAUGUCACUGUUAUGUGAUUACUUCAUAAUUUGUGUGGGAAAAAAACCCCAGAAGGCCCAAAGCUCUGAAAUGGUAACUUUUUUUUUCUUUUAAUCUUCUUAAGGGAGUCACACCAUGGCUUGUAGCCUGAGUACCCUCCUUCCCCUUCUGAUAGUAAAGGUGUCUGUAAUUGUUUUAUUUGUGGCGAGGCCUGCGGCACCAACAGUUUUAGAAGGCUUUUGCCGUUGCACUCAUGGGGCUCAGCAUCGUCAGUGUGACGCCUCCUCAGGGUCGCACAUCUCUGGAUCAAGAUCGGCAAGGGUCUCUGCACUGGCAGGAAAACCAAUCAGUCUGGAUUUGGAUUGGAGCCUGGACAGGCGUGCUUGGUGAGCACGGGAAUGGAAAUGGGUUUUGCAGGAGAGUCACUCUUCAUUCUCCCUGUGAGAUUAGUUGGGAAACGCAUUGAGAUCUGAGAACGUUGAUAUAAUGUGAUUUUUUUCUUUAUUCUUUUUUUUUUAUCAUUUUACUAAUUUUUUACACAUCAUUUGUAUUUUGUGUAUAAUAGCCUUUGGUGCCUCAAGCUUUUAUUCAUUCCUUUAUCAAAAUAGUUUAUACCUUAUUUUUAACCAUUUAAGUGGUGUUUAUUUCAGAAUGAAGGAGACAUUUUGUUUGGGGAGGACUGAAAAGACAUUGCGCAUGGUUUUCAUUUUCAUUUGUUUUGUCACCAAGAAUGACUCUACCUGAUUAUACAGUAAGAUGGCAUCAAUUUCAACCAUAUAUCCAUGAAAGCUGCAGAGUGCUUGUGUUAAAGAUUGUAAAAGUGAAUGGAAGUAGCUAAAAGUCUAACUUUUCUACAGUUCGCGUUUUACUUUUGAGGCUUAACUGCACCACAGUAAUGCAGCUGCUUAAACAUUAUUCCUGGAAAAAGCUCUGUCACACUACUCAAGUUCUAGAAGUCUAUAAGGUACUCUUGGUUUAAAAAAUACGCUUGAAAAUAUGCUGAACUUGUUGCAAGGGAUCUCAUGUUACAGUAUAGUCAAGUUUGCUGCAUGAAUACUGUUUAGAAAAUGUAGAUUUAAAAACAGAAACUUUCUUUUUUGAUUAAGUGUAUCCAAAGGCUGUUUAAAUAAGAUUUAUCUAAUCCCACAGAUUUCUAGGUCUAAAAUUAGGAGAGGUUAUCAUAAACCAAGCUUUUUUCCUCCUAUUCAUCUUGUAUAUUGUCUUAAGUAUAGAGUGAAAACAUCUAAUAAACUACAGGACUUUUAUCAUCUUCCACCAACACCAGUCUGGCCAGUUGUAUCACAUUCCUCAUACCAUGGAGCAAAAAUAAUCAGAAUUUUUAGAUUUAUAUAUUUUAUUUCACACAAGUCCAUUCACCUUUUCAUAUUUCUAGCAUUAAAAUGGUUAUUUUAACAUUGUAGGUGCUAUGCAAGGUAAUACUGUAUUUUUGUUUUCUUCAUGUAGAGUGGAAAAGCAUUACAAACCCUUCAUCUAUGUUACAUUUUAAGAUGUAACAACUAGUGCAUAAUUGUGAAGUGGAAGGAAAAUGGUUUUUAAUUAUUCUUUUUACAUAUACAAGCCUGAAAAGUGUGGCGUGCACAUGUAUUCAGCCUCCUUAUUUAAUUAUUUGCUGAGCAACCUUUCUCUGUGUCUUCAAGCCUAGAGCCAUCUAGAGUCUGAAAUAUUUCCCCAUUCUUCUUUUCAAGCUUAUAUUUCACGAAGAGCAUCUGUGAACAUCAGUUUUCAAGUACUGCCAAAAAUUCUCAAUUAAAUUUAAGUCCAGCCUAUACUUACAGAUGAAUAUGCUUUGAUCUGAACCAUUUCGUUGCAGGUUGACUGUAGGUUUUUAAGGUGCUCCUGCAAGGUUUUCUUCUAGUUUUGCUCUGUAUUUAGCUACACCCAGCUUCCCAUUGAUUCUGAGCAGCUUCCCGGUCCUUGCUGAAGAAAAGCAUCCUCAAAGCAUGAUGCUGCCACCACCACGCUGAGCAUAGUGUAUUCAUGAUGUUAAUUUACUGCAUGUAUAAUUUUGCAUGUAGGCAUAUAAGGUGAACUUUGGUCUCAUCUGUUUAAAGCACACGGUUUCACCUUUGCUAUGUCACCAACGUGACUUUUACCAAACUGCAAAGAGGAAUUAUUUUGGCUUUCUUUCAACAAUGUCUUUCUUCUUGCCACUCUACCAUAAAGACCAGAUCUGUGCCUCUCUAUUUCCAGAUGAUGGACUGAACAAUACGCCAAAACUUUUGAAUAUUGUUUUAAAACCUAAUCCUACAAAGAAUGUCUCCUCAACUUUAACUCUGACAUGUCUGGUGUGUUCUUUGGUCUUCAUGAUGCUGUUUGUUAGCUAAUGUUCUCCAGCAAACCUCACAGAACAGCUGCACUUAUACUCAGAUUAAAAUAACAGCUGGCUUUUGAAGGCAUUUCGUUGCACUGAAUAAAACUAGGUAGAUACAUAGGCAUGGCACACUUCUCAAAUGUUUUUAUUUAGAAAACCAAAUGUAGUAUACCAUGUAUCCACUUAACAGUCAGGUACUACUUUGUGUUGAUUCAACACAAGAAAUAUUCCCAAAAAUAUUAAAGUUUGUUUGUGAUUGUAACAUGACUAGAUGUGAAACAGUUCAAGGGGUAGAAAAACUUUAGCAAAACGCUGAAUAAUCAGAUCUUUUUACUGUUAGAGCGGAUGUGGUAGCAGCAAGUGGAUCGUGGUAAAAGGUGGAUCUGUACAAACCAGUGCUUUUGUUUUUAAUCACACCAGCAGCUCCAGCUAAAAAAACUAAUUUCUUUACAGCUGUUGGAUUUUUAUGUAUGUCUGAAGAAGGGUUUCUUUUUUGAUCAUUUAUUUGUGUAUUUGUUUCAGUAUACUAAGUGGUGCAUUAUUUAUUUUUCUACAGUUUUGUUUUUGUAAAUGAAUACAUUUUGUUGGGGUCUGAGCAGCAUUCCUUGUUAGUUACUGAUGCCAGUUUUGUGUUGAUAUGAAGGAACUUUAAGCUCAUGAUGAGGCAUCAUAAAACACAUCUGCAAAUGUAACAUUGGUGGAAAUUAAGAGGGCAUUUGCAUGUUAGUGUGUGCUUACUGUGUAUUUACUUCAACUUAUAGGCCUUACAUCACAAGAGUAAAUCUGCUUUGUCUAACUUUUUGUGUCAACUAUGACGACACGUCAAUUAUAUAUUCAUGACAGCCUUUUCUCACAUUUUUUUUCCUUUUUCUCUCUGUUUCUUUACAUUGAAUGUAGUUUGAUAUAUAUGUAUAGUGAAAUAUUAAUGUACUGUUGAGAUGUGUGCUCAUUUGACAUAAAGUGCAAUUUAUACUUUGGUUCAUGCGUGUAACAUCAAAUGCUGCUUAAAUAUCACACUACAGUGGUUUUCUUUAGCUUCAUUUGUUCAGCCGUGCGACCCUGUAUACCACUACCUGGACAUGUGGAGGAAUAUGUAAACAGACUUUUAAUUAAAUCUUAAUUUACAGGAUUUUUGUUUCAAUCUCUUUUUUAAUUGAUAUGAUUGCACAAAAACCCCAGGUCAGCGUUCCUCUAAGAAUUACAGAGGCCCUGAAAGGUAUGUGUUUGAUUUCUAUCUAAGUCUAAUCAAAAUGUAUAUGUGGUUUUCAUGAUUAAACCUUUUAUAUUUUGUGUUUUGGAUUUGUUUUGGAACAGAUUUUUUCCAGGUGUCUUUUUUUCUCAGUUUGGCCCCUAAAGGCAAUCAAAAAAUAAUUAAAUAAUGGGCAGAUGUAUUACAUACUCUUUUUCUUGUAUUUAACUCAUUUGGUCUUUGUAUAUUUUAUUUUAUUUUUGUUCUGAAAUAAAACUUUCUGACUGUCA